AUGGCUUCUACACAGGUAUCGCACGGAUCCAGUGUUACCAGUAAUGCUAGCAGCAACAACAACAACAAUAGCAGCAGCAACAACAACAACAACAAUAAUAACAACAAUACCUCCACCUCUUCAUACGCCAACGUGCUGUUGAACUUGAAGGAACAGAGCAAGGACUCGUCUGGCGGACAGGCGGACAGCAACAAAGAAAACAUCGGCGGUGAAUUAGGCAGCAGUACUCAGAACAGCGGUAAAGGCAAACCCCCGGCCACGAAGGAAGCUGUAAUGCUCAGCUCCGGGGCACCCACUGCAUCCUCCACAGGUACCGCUGGUCAGCCAACGGCCAGCACCGUGCCCUUGGGAGACGGAAGCAAGGACGCACUUAACAAUGAGGUUGACCAGAAACACGGACUCGAAGAGAUGGAGGACGAUUCCAACUUCGUACCGGUUGUGUCGCAUCACAAGCGCGAUCGCAAGGCAAAGGCGGCUGCAGCGGCGGCUGCGGCUGCGGCCACCGUAUCCGGUGCACCGGGGGGUGGUGGCAGUGGUGGUGGUGGUGUUGCGAGAUUACCCGGAAGACGUCCGGCAGCCCCGGGAGGACCGCAACCGCACAGCAAGCAGGGUAAACUAGCGAAUGAACGUGGGCCGGACGAGAAAGGUUCGUACCGGAAGGAUAACAAGCGGAAAUCAAGCGAUCGUAGUCGCACGCACACUAACGCAGCCGGUGAGCUGUCCAAGGAUGAUAAGGUGCACGAGGUGCAGACGGAGGGAGGCAACGUAAGUGUCGGUAACGGGCCGGUCAGCAAGCUGCAGCAGCAAACAGUAACCACCGGAAGUGGGGUCACUUCCGUGGCACCCGGCACUCCGUCGGAUGAAGAGGAUCGUGGCAAGGACGAGUCGAAGAAAUUUGUUGAAGCGCCACUGCCGAAGGUGAACGCGUGGAAGGUAACCCCGUCCGUCGAACCUGCUCCGAUUCCAACGAAUGACACACGCACCCAAAGCAGAUCCAACACCGGCCCGGUUAAAGCAGCAUCUUCUUCGGUCGCUAGCGGACCGGCAGCAUCCACUGCCGUUGUGGCCACAGCCAGCACAGCACCAUCCGUAGAUAAAGCUGACAGUUCUGGUUCGACCGGAUCCGGAUCCGCUGAAAAACGUGCCCUACAACCGAAGCAACCGGUCAAAACACAAGGAAACGGUAACAAUAAGGUAUUGGCAGCGGCAUCUCAACCGGUCGGUGGAAAAUCUGAUAAGAAACGUAAUAACGCUAAGUCUGCGGAUUUCACGGCGAACAGCGGUGAUUGGCCAUCGCUAGGGGAAAAGAAAACUGCCGCCACCACCGAGGGUGCGAAAAAGGUCGCUCCGAGUGAAAUGAUCCUAGAGAAGCAAACUUCUACGUCAAAGGCAUCUGCUGCACCGGCACCGGUAUCUGCCGGGGCGGCUGGAUUGCAGCAUAAAUCGACAGAAGCAACGGCUGUGCCAUCGUCCUUGCAAUCGCCGAAAAAGCAGCAAACCUCUGAAAACGUGGCGGUAAGAGAGGCCGUUUCGGGUUCCUCGAAAACGUCCUCCUCAAGUCACUCCAGCAGCAAUAAUGGUGCCGUUAACAAUAAUACUAACCCCUCGUCAGAAGAGGCGGGAUCAGCUGAUGCCACUGCCAAAGCUCAGCAUUCGGCUGGGCCGAAAUCGACCACCGAUGAUACUGCGACCGUAUCCGGUGGCAAAAAAUCGACCCAGUCUCAGCAUCCAACGGCAAAAGCGGUGAACGAUGUCUCUGUCGUUCCCUCUGGUGCCGGUGCUUCAGAUCAGGCGGCUCCGACGCAUCCACAAGCUCGACCACACAGCCGAGCUCGAGCAACAGCACAUGACGGUGAAGUGAACGGAAGUACAGCGGCAAACAGCACCACCCGGAAGGGACCGCGACCAAAAUGGGUCCCGCUCGAGAUUGAGUUGUCGAAUCCACGGCCAAGAAGAGAACGUACACCUCGCCAUAGGCGAUACGACGAUUACGACGAAGGAAGUUGGCACCAUCAGGAAUCGGCCACCGGCCAACAGCAACAGUCACAGCAACAAUCGCAGCAACAAUCGCAGCAGCAACACCAGCCGGCAGCACAUCAGCAGCAGCAGUCACAGCAACAGCAGCCACACUCGCACAGGGGUAAUGCGCCACCGAAUCGAAUGAACAGGAUGCGACCAUCCCGUGGAGGAGGAGCUGGACCACCGUCGUACCGUGGACGAGGAAAUGGGCGUAUUUCCCGUGGUGGUGUUAGUUUCAGCUACCGUCGUGGUGUUCCCAUGCGAUCGGGCGGAAACCGGCAUAUCGAUCGGACAAACGCGGCUACGGCGGUGGUGGCUGGCGAGAACGGUACAAUGGUUGCGAUGGGUGCAGGACAGGAUUUCCAAGACUUUACAGCUGUGAACAAGAUCGGUUCCGAUCAAGCGGCGUUCAUCAUGCCUUAUCUGAGCACGUUUUACUACAAUGGCGCUCCGUUGAUAGGCAUGGAUCAGCUGAGCAUAAAGGAGUGUAUUAAAAAGCAGAUAGAAUAUUACUUCAGCGAGGAAAAUUUGAAUCGCGACUUUUAUCUACGUCGAAAGAUGGAUGCCGAAGGGUUCCUACCGGUUACACUGAUCGCAUCGUUCCAUCGAGUGCAGGCGCUGACCGACGACAUCGAUAUCAUCAUCGAGGCAAUAAAGGAAUCCGACAAGCUAGAGCUGGUUGAAGACUAUAAGGUGCGCACCCGAGUAAACCCAACAGCGUGGCCAAUCGACCACUCGGUGCCCAUCGUAAUCGGUGGGUUAGGUUUUACGGCAAUGGGCGAACAUCCGGACUUUCAGCACGGACAAUCCGCACAGGAUGGGGUUCCGUUGCGAUCCGCAGGUGAAAGCCUGGCCGCACAGGAACAGCAGCAACCAGCAGCAGCCACUGUUGCUGUAGCGUCGUCAGGCCAGAUCGCAGGCGAUGGUUCCGAUGUUGCGGUACCGAAUCCACAACUGCAAGUGGCCUCGAAAAUCCUGUCUAGUAUUCCACCGCCACCACUGCCGCGAAAUAUUCGAAAUCCGGUUAACAAAGCGACGAAAACCGUACCAUUGUUGAUACCGUGCGUCAGCGUGGCCCCGAUGGUGAAAUCCUGCUCAGUGAAGGAGGUGACACCGAAGGCGUUGAUCAAUGCACCACCGGGAGCGAUCCCUGCCACCAAUCCAGUGCCUGCUAACGAAAGAGGGAAAGCCGUAACGACGGCUGGUGGCGGUGCGGCGGAAGAAAAUCUUAAUCCCGAUGUGCCGGAGUUCGUUCCGACCGCACAAGUGAUGGAGAGGCUUCAGGCAGCCGCUAGCAAACAGUCACCGACGAACGAGAAGAAGCAAACGGCUGCUCCGAGUGGUGGUGGAAAAAAAGGUUCAACUAAAGGGCCGGCUGGUAAGGAGAAGAAUGAGGAUAGAAACGAACUGUCCGCUAGUGGUGGCAAUACAACCGUUGGUCCAUCCCAAACCGAAGAAGAUGCUAACGACCAACAACAACAGCAGCAGCAGCAACCAGAGGCUGCCUUGUGGAAGGAAGUGAAGAGACGAUCGCGUUCGGGUCAACCACACUCCCAGCAAGCGCCCGCAGCACAGCAGCAACACCAGCAGCAACAAAAACCGCAGAAACAGCAGUCAAAAAACAGUAGCGCUACCAGCAGUGUUAGCGGACUUGCGUCCACUGGUGCUGCUGGUGGCACAAAUGCUGCAUCGAUGGAGCAGCAACAAAAGCAACCAUCGUCACAUGUUGCCCCUCAAGGAUCGACAGGAGGCUCUGCGCAACUUCCGCAGGACAAUGGUGCCGGCAUUGCGGGUGCAACGGCUGGCCUUCAAGCGCCCGGAACCGCGACGAGUGGUUCCGCAACGGAGGAACGCGAAGAACUUGACUUCCAGUUCGACGAAGAGCUGGAUAUUCCACGGAGCUGCGGUGGUCGCGUGAACCACUUCACCGACAAUUGGUCGGAGGAUGACGACGAGUCGGAUUACGAGAUUCCCGACAACGAAAUCAACAAGCUGCUGAUCGUGACGCAGCUGACGAACCGGCUGCCCAAGCACGAUGGUUACGAUCGCACCGGGGACUUUACGACCCGCACGAAAAUCACCCAGGAUCUCGAGCGCAUCAUCAACGACGGGCUGUACAACUACGAGGAGGACCUGCUGACGAUUAACACCGGUGGCCGGCGAACUGGCGGUCACCACAACUACCGCACGGUGAAUCUAAUCUCCCAGGAGGAGUUCGACAAGAUCGUGCCGAAGCAGCUACCAAAGCAGCCGAACCAGGAGGUACCGCCAACGCUGGAGAUUCCACCGAGUGUGACCGUGGUGUCGCCAACACCUCCGGCUCCACCUUCCACGCUGGUGGAAGGCGUCAGUUUGGAUAUGACCGGCGAACACUCGCUGCUGGACCUGAGCGAUCUUAACGUAAGUGCCGCCUCCACUUCGACCGGUAAUCGGCACAAGGCGCGGUUCUACGCCGUGAAUAAGGACGAGUUUGUGGAUCCGAUUACGCCUCGUAAGCGUAAGACGCGUCAUCUCACGAACCCGCCCGUGGAGAACCACGUCGGGUGGGUGUUGGAUGCGGUGGAGCACCGACCCAGAACGGCCAGCAUUGGCAGCUCGGCCGGAACUAGUCCGACAGCGUCUAGCUACGGUUCGCUGCCGCACAGCUUGCCCGUGUUUCAGCAUCCGUCUCACGCGCUGCUGAAGGAGAAUGGCUUCACGCAGCAAGUCUACCAUAAGUACCACAGCCGGUGCCUGAAGGAGCGCAAACGCAUGGGCCCGGGCCAAUCGCAGGAGAUGAACACCCUGUUUCGGUUCUGGUCGUUCUUUUUGCGGGAGAACUUCAACAAGAACAUGUACAACGAGUUCCGCCAGCUGGCGAUCGACGACGCGUCCGAGGGAUUCCGGUACGGGCUGGAAUGUCUGUUUCGGUUCUAUUCGUACGGGUUGGAGAAAAAAUUCCGAACCCAACUGUAUGAAGACUUCCAGGAGGAAACGGUGACGGAUUACGAAAAUGGGCAAUUGUACGGAUUGGAGAAAUUUUGGGCCUUCCAAAAGUACUACAAAAACGCUUCGAAGCUAUCGAUAAAUUCCAAACUGAAGGAAUAUCUCGACAAGUUUAAAUCGAUCGAAGAUUUCCGCGUAUUGGAGCCGCAAAUUAACGAAAUGCUCGAAGGCGUGGGAAACUUGAAGCCCUGCCUUGCAAAACGCCGUCCUCGUAGCGUUUCGGAAAGCGAAGGCGUCGCGGUUGUGGUCGGUUCUGCGCCUGGUCCAUCUCACGCUGGUGCCCAAGCAGGGCAUGCAGGGUCAAGUCGGCGUGGUGGCAGCAGUGGUGGUGGAAGUGGACCCUCAACAAGUCACGGCAAUGCUGGUCACUAUGCAAGUCGCAAACGGUGUGACUCAACGGGAAACAAAACCGUAGAAGUGUCGAAUCGGCUACGUGCCCGCACUGGUUCGUUCGGUGACUCGACACAGGUUAUGCGACGCCGUAGCGGAUCGGCCGGGAACCGGGUUGUACGUACGGCAAACAAUGCAAGCAGUAGCGGCAGCCACCGCUCUCUCGCCCCUGGUGGUGGAACUUUCAUCACCCGUAGCACCGCGCAACAGCAACCAUCCACGUCAGGUGGCGUUGGAAGCAGCAGUAGCAGCAGUACCAGUGGCGGCAAACACCUGCAGCAACAGAUGCAGCAUUCUGCUGCAGGUGCCAACAAACCCAUGAAACCAAUGUCGUACAAACAGGCGGCUCAGAGUAACCAUAGCAACAGUGGGAGCAGCGGCGACUCUCCAGCAGCAUCACUAGCAGCAACACUAACAACAGCAACAGCAGCAGCAACAGCAAAUAGUGCCCAAACGUCUAAGCCUACUGAACGUAACGUAACUAAGGAGCGUGGUGCUAAGAACCCAGCUGGAGAUCAAAAGUCUUGA
Molecule: messenger RNA, 5922 nt
Organism: Anopheles nili
Lineage: Eukaryota; Metazoa; Arthropoda; Insecta; Diptera; Culicidae
Gene: larp
Product: la-related protein 1
Exons: 7
Coding region: 1-5922 (1973 amino acids)
Biological process (GO): positive regulation of translation; mRNA stabilization
Cellular component (GO): cytosol; cytoplasmic stress granule
Molecular function (GO): RNA cap binding
Source: RefSeq, a predicted model, not a curated record